GGCCAUGGCCGAGUCCGAACCGUUUCUGCAAACAAAGGCAGAAGAUGACGAUCAGGGACAGGAUUAUGGGAUUCCUCUGCACGAUACACAUAUCGAUGAUUCCGCCCUUGCAUCUAUCGAGGCUGCCGUCUUCCGCCAUGAUACCCGACGUGCUUCGCUGACGACCUGGCGAGGGAUAUCAGAACGAGUCCAAAGCAAAGUUAGGUGGCUACCCUCCAUUGAGCCGCCAACUGCCACCAACAUUCGACAAACCCUGAUUGAAGCGCUGCCACGAUACUUCAGACCCAGAUCCCUCGGCAACACAUCCCCACCAGGUCCAACGGCGUACCUGGAUGCUUUGCGAGGGUAUGCUGCCUGGAACGUGUUUCUCGCUCACGGAUAUAAAGACUACCACUUCUGGUACAAGCACCAGCCCAUUCUAUCGGCGCUGAUGGCAGGAGAAGCGAUGGUAGCUCUCUUUUUCGUCAUCUCUGGCUACGUCUUGAGCUAUCGACUACUCGUCUACACCCACAACAGAUCCGGCGACAAGCUGCUGUCAGGGCUGGCAAGCAGCACGUUUCGACGUGGUAUGCGGCUGUAUGGUUCGACGACCGUGGCAUUGUUUGCCGCCAUGAUUAUGGUCCGCUUACAGCUGUAUGACGGUGGUGGCAAGUACCCACUUCAUAUCGACUCCUUAUGGUCGCAGCUUGUCGAUUGGACGUUAACACUCUUUUUCUUCCUAAACCCCUUUGCCACCGAGAUCCAUGGCUACUACACUGCCGAGGGCCUCCAGAAUAAAUACCUGGGACCUAUGUGGACCAUUCCUGUUGAGCUGCGUGGUAGCAUGAUCAUUUUUAUCUAUAUCGCCGCCACCUGCAGGCUCCGCGUCUACGCACGAGUGGCCUUGACGUGUGUCUUCAUUGUCACCUGCUACGUCUGGGGCGCCCUUUAUGUCGCCGACUUUUUCAUGGGCCUGCUGCUCGCCGAGCUCGCACUCCUGCGCCGCCCAGAACGUCUCCAGACGGCUCCGUCACUGCCCGAACAUACGACCGUACAGGUGCGUCCAAGACAAAGUAUUGCGUCAAAGUGCAUAUGGACGGCUGUCUUUGUCGUUGGCUUGUUCCUCCUUGGGGAGCCGGAUGCUAAGACAAAUGCGCUGGGCAUUUUCGGCGACUGGCCUUGGGCGAUUCUCCGGAGUUGGAUUCCAAGCUAUCUGCACUGGGCUGACAAGCUUUCCUGGUAUUUGGGUAUCGGAUCAUUCCUGCUCAUUCUGGGCCUGGAAAUGUAUCCUACGCUUCAGGCACCGCUACGCUGUGGAUGGAGCCAAUAUGUUGGGGACCUCAGCUUCGGCAUCUACGCUUUACAUGUUCCUCUUCUGGUGGCCAUCAUCGGCCAUUGGUACGAGGUUGACGUCCGCUUGGCAUACGGCUGGGACAAGGGCUGGGGCAUUCUGCCCGGUGCUAUCAUCAUGCAUCUCGCUGUCUUUGCUUGCGCCGACUAUUUUCACCGCGUUGAUAGACGGGUGGUGGCCUUGGGCAGGUGGAUCCAGGUAAAGUGUUUUGAGCGUUGGGACUAGAUUUAUCUUUGGGUGAUUAGAUGCUGGGGCACGCAGAG
This is a messenger RNA of Exophiala mesophila, 1593 nucleotides long. RefSeq lists its product as uncharacterized. Bases 5 to 1555 code for a protein of 516 amino acids. Gene Ontology annotation, cellular component: membrane. Gene Ontology annotation, biological process: polysaccharide biosynthetic process. Lineage: Eukaryota; Fungi; Ascomycota; Eurotiomycetes; Chaetothyriales; Herpotrichiellaceae. The record is from RefSeq and is a predicted model, not a curated record. The transcript has a single exon. Gene Ontology annotation, molecular function: acyltransferase activity, transferring groups other than amino-acyl groups.